AGGGGCUUGACUGGCCCUUACUGCGGGAGGGAGUGUCACAGGAGCAGGAGGCCCAUGAACAGUGACUAGGGGUGGGGGCUUUCACUACUGUUUUGGAGUAUGGGGAUGAUCUUCCUCUGCAGGGCACCCAUAGUCACUGUGUUUGUGAAUGCAGUAUCUAGCCACCAGAGGGCGAUAAACACAGUGCACUGUCCUCCAAGCCUAGCAGAGUAGUUCUGGUCUCCUGGGAGGAUGGUAGCUAUGCCCUGUCCCCCUGGGGAGUGGCUGCUGGACCCUUCUGAAGGACAGCAGUUGGUCCUGAACGCUGUGUUACUCACCAGGAUGAAGGUGCUGAGGAGUGGCGUGAGGGCUGUCUGCACAGGGAAGGUAAUAUUGGUGUAAGUGACAGUGUAUGUAAACUGCUAGUUCUCCCCAUGUAACCCCCACAUGGACACACUCAUAUUCCAGCACCAGAGAGUUACCCUGGUAUGUCUAAGUUGGUUAAAUACACUGGUUCAAUCAUACCAGUAACUGGUAAAGACUGUCCUGUGUGGACAAGCCCUAAUUCCUGCCCAGCUGGUGAGACUGUGAGCUUGCCAGCUCUCCCUUACCGUGUAUCACCAGGGUGGCGGUGAGAGUUUCAGCCCAGCAGACCACCCCCCCACCCCCCCCAAUACCACACUGGCACCUUAGGUCCUGGUGUUGCUCUCUGGUUCCAUGGGCUUUGUCUCCUCUAGGUCAGCGGUCUCCCCAGCACAUGAGCUGCAAGUACUGCCUCAUGCAGUGCCAUCCAUGCUGAGGCACAUGCUGUGUGAUGCAUUACCGGAUGGGAGGCAUCACAGUGUGUUCACAGGAGGUCCAGACAUGCCUUGUGCUGGUGCUGGCAUGCUUAGUACUUUCUGAUUGACCUACCCACCAUUGCGGAGGGGGUGCUCUACACACACCUUUCCUGCACUCUGGGGCAGGUGUAGAGGUAGCACCCUGCAUGCAUUAAGUAGUACUCUGUCCCCAGUUCCAGUCAACCAAGGUGGAUUAGCAAACUAGGGACACCAGGUAGUGUGUGCUCUGAGCCCUGACACUGCAGCACGGGGGCUCUUUACCUUCUGUGGGUCUCAGAAGAGCUUGCAGCGAGGCAGGGGGAAGCCCAGGAGAGGGGUGCCACUACUUGGACACAGUGCUUUCUGUGAUGAUUUGUUCAGUUACACCCUUGUUUUCAGAAUGCAGAAGUGCGGUCGCUGGGGUUACUGUGAAUUGGAGAGGUUCUGCUGGGGGUUUUUGUCCCUGAUGCCCUCCAUACUAAAUCUUCCUUGCAGCCUCCUUAUCGAGAUGUUUCCUGGCCUGGGCUGUACCAGCACAUCCGUGGCUGUAUGGGGUUUGAAAAGUCCCAGAUUCAGCUCAUUGUGUGUGCUGUCAAUUUCUCUGAAAUAAGCUGGUGAGUCCCAGUAUGUGAGCACUACUUUCCACUCCAAAUAAACCACCUUCCAUGGCCAGUCACUGCAUGCUCUGUCCCCUUCCAAUAGCCCCAGCUAGACGGACCAUGUCCAUGGUGGCAGGGCCACAGAGGGGUCCUCAGGGCUGGAGAGGAGCAGGGGAAAUGAGCUGCUCUGGAUUCUCUGGCUGGUUGUUGUAUUUCUGCUCUGGACAGUCAAGAAGUAAAAACAGAAGUCUUCAGUCGGGUCACUUCUGAAAUGUGGGCCUCCCCUGUGCCUGAGGUGGGCGUGUGAAGAUGAUGUCCUCAGAGGGGUGUGCUCUGAGUCACCACAAAGCUCUUAGCUUCUUAGGUAGGAGACAUGCUAAAAAUGCAAAAUAGGAGCACCUGAGAUCUGACAUGGGAAACUGACUAGAUCCAUUGUCCAAGAGACGUGCAGAGUGGAAACAAAUCGUAUCAAUAGCAAAAAGGACACAGUAUCUAUAAUGUCUCUAGUAAUCUCAGGUGUGACUAGUAACCUGGCUAAUUCAUGGGGUCCAAAGCCAGAAGGUACCAUUAUGACCAUCUAGUCUGACCUGUAUAAGACAGGCCACAAGCCUUUGCAGAAUUAAUUGCUAGUUGCAUUAGAGCAUAACUUAAAAGAAAAAUCCACUCCAUCUAAAAAUAGCCAGUGCUGGAGAAUCCACUGUGACUGCUGGUAAAUUUGUUCCGAUGGUUAAUUCCCCUCGCUGUUAAACAUUUACACUUAUUUCCAGUCUGAAUUUGUCUAGCAUCAGCUUCCACCCCCUGGAUGGUGUCAGACCUUUCUCUGCUAGACUGACUUAUAGAGUGAGCAGCGUCCCAGCUGUUGGCCGAUUACCCAAACCUGAACCAUGCCCCUUCGCAGAGCUGCCUGGUGGUAGCUGAACUGCUGUCAGUUUAGGGUAUUGCCAAGUAAACUGCAGUUAAAGGAGGUUUGGAUUCCAUGGUGAAAACCUCCAUCCUUGCCAACCUGAUCACUAGUGAUGCGGCCAGGUAAGUAGCAGAGGCUAAGGCCUGGGUGUGGGUGAUUUUCCAUUUCCUCCUUCCGUAGAAGCUGUGGGGUGUGUGCACUCUCCCCUGGGGACGCAGUUACUAAACACCUGUUUAUAGUAACCAUUGUGAGCAUCAGGCUGGAAAAUAUCCCCACGGUGCGACUCACUCACUCAAUAGCAGCCGAUGCUGGAGCUCCAGGCAGGUGAGUGACUUCCAAGCAUAGGACUUUUCCACUCAGUGCGUUGCCUCUUAAGUUUUCUCUCCAGCUCCUGCAUGCCUGCGAGGCUCACUAACCUCGUGAGGUCUGUAAUCCUCUGGCACAGGCUAGGUUAUGCUGACAGGCCAUAGCUAUCUAAUGCCCAGCCUCUCCAGUAACGAUGGCUUUCUCUAGGAGCUAUGGCCUCACUGCAGGAAUCUCGGUGAGAUUGCCUUGCCUGUGCUGUGCAGGAGGCUAGAUUAGAUCAUCAUCAUGAUCCCUUCACACCUUAAUGCCUGUGCAUUAUACAGAGCCCCACUGUGUUCUGGGGAGUCCCCAGUCUAUCCUGGGGCAGGGGGGCUGUCACUGGAAUGGCCCAGCCUCUCUCGUUGCCUUGUCCAGCUGUGAGCGGUAGGAAGGGAAACGCCCAGAGGCGGUGUGACUGCCAUGGUGUGUGAGGAGUGGGAGCGCUGAGCAUGUUGCUCCCGCAGCCCACUAAAGCGAGAUCAGGGUGUGUCUGUUCCCAGCGUGUGAGCACGGGCCAGAGCUACAUGGUUGUGAACUGCCUGGCUGUGAGCACGUCAAUCUCUGCCCCUUGGUGCUGUGUUAACAAGAAGGGUGAGAGAGGGGGUGACUGGUGUAAAUAGCAAAUCCAGCGCUCUGCAUGCCACACGGCGCAGCACUCCCCAUCCCACCCCAAGGUUUAGGAGCCGGCUUAUGGAGCAGCUAGUGGUGGGUCAGUGAGGGACUCAGCCCCGUAACCAGCCUCCUGGACUGAGCUGUGUGUAUAGGAGGGGCCAUGUGUGGAAAGGGGGAGAAAAGGAAAAUCUGUGGAUCAUCUGAGAGCUGGGCUGAGAGAAACCCCAAAGCCAAGGAAACAAAUUACAUAGGCUGGGGGCAGAGACUCCCACUUCAUCACCUCUGCCUCCUCCUGCCCAGGCUGGCGGCCAUGGAGAUCAGCUGGGACAGCAGCCUCCACAGCUGGGCCGGGCCUGCCCCGGCUGUGAUCCAAGCCACCACGUACUCCAAGGCAGCGCGGCAGGCUGAGGAAACCAGGGAGGAGCUGGAAAAGAUCCGGGCGCGGAUUGACCUUAUGAUGCAGGCCUAUGAGCGCAAUGAGCAGGUCUCCUCUGCCCAGCAAGCAGCCACGGAGAUUGUGGAGGAUGUGGAGCAGCUGGCAGCCGUCUUGGGGGACCCUGUGAAGAAGAGGAGGUACCAGCAGCAAGUGACUGUCUUCAUCGUGGGGUACCAGGAGUCCUGUGGGCAGCGCAACAGCCUCCUGAGCCAGCUGCAAGAGUUCUUCAGCUGCUCUGCGGAGCUCGGGCUGGCGGAGGAGAGCCACAGCCUGCCCGACGACUUCCCCGUGCACAUGGACGACGUGGCUGGCACGGUGACAGCGGCUCUGAGUUCGGCCGAGGCAGCCAUGUCCCGCCUGGCGGAUCUGAGCAAGGACAUUGUCAGCUACAUGACCAGCGCCCUGGCCACCCACAGCCCGAAAAGGAGCCACAGGAAGCAAGUGGAGAAGGCUUUAGACAAGGCUAAGGAAGAGGUGGUCCAGAUCAAACACAGGCUCCUGCAGGCUCAAGCAGACGUGGAGACCAAGGAACGACAGCUGAAGGACCUGCAGCAGCUGAGCGAGAUGAAGGCAAAGGAGAGCCGGCUCUCCCGAGCCCAGCUGGAGAGCACCCAGAGACGCUUGCAAAGCCUGGAGCAGGAGAGUGGGGCUCAGCGGGCCUGCCUGGAAGCCGAGCUGAGGAGCCGGGACUUGCACAUCGCAGAGCUGGACGGGUUCCUGCAGGAGAAGGCGUGGCCGCGGAGGGACGUGGCCACCCAGCACUCGGAUCAGCCGCAGCCCAUUGGUGGUCCCUUGGCACACUCAGCUGUCCUGGGGCCAGGGGCACUGGCUGGGCCAGCCAGAGGGCCCAGGGAAGCUGGAAAGGAAGAGGAAGAUGCUGAAGAGGAUUCAGCCACACAUCCUGCAGGGGGUGAGAGGAGCCCCAGGCGGGGUGCUGCAGCCGGGAAUGGAGAGGUGCAGACCCCCGAGGCCUCGGCUACAUGUGAGGUGGGUGUCCUGCUGUCGGGGGGGAGGGGAGAGGAGGUCAGCCUUCGGGGACCACUCAGGAUGGCUCUUUCUUUUCCUUCUCACUCCUGAUUUCCUGAGGAUUGGGCCUGGGCCUGCACUGCCAUGAGAGCGAACCGGCACCUGGUCGGGGGCUGGCACCUCCUCAGAAUGGAGAUGG
Molecule: messenger RNA, 4858 nt
Organism: Chelonia mydas (Green sea turtle)
Lineage: Eukaryota; Metazoa; Chordata; Testudines; Cheloniidae
Product: chromosome partition protein Smc-like
Exons: 10
Coding region: 3418-4770 (450 amino acids)
Source: RefSeq, a predicted model, not a curated record